This is a messenger RNA of Nymphalis io (European peacock), 3528 nucleotides long. RefSeq lists its product as uncharacterized. The transcript has 6 exons. NCBI's taxonomy places the organism in Eukaryota, Metazoa, Arthropoda, Insecta, Lepidoptera, Nymphalidae. The coding region runs from base 109 to 3528 and encodes 1139 amino acids. The record is from RefSeq and is a predicted model, not a curated record.
UUUCAAGAAAUCUAAGUGUGUUGUAAUUGUUUGUGUUAUAUUUGGUAUCAUAGUCUGCCUACAAUUGAGAAAUAGCAGUAUCAGUAUUUAUUAUCCUGGCUUUAAGCAAUGUGGGUUCCGGUCUUACUAGCGUGCAGUAUAUGGGGAAAUGCUUUGUCGCAAGAUAAUAAUGCGAACAGCCUCCCAGUUUCGAGGGCGCAGUGGGGCUGGCAGAUGAGUCAAACGGGACCCGGCACUAUCGGGCAUUACUUCGUUAGAUUACCAGAGUCAGAACAACAAGUGCACUACGUAGCCGAUGGCAGCGGCUACCACGGGACUGUCGCUGUUACAACCAGUGACCAGCAACAUGUACAUACCACCAACUUUGCACUGGGAGAGCGAGCUAUUGAACUGAAUUCUCAGGUGCCAAAUACAAAUCAAAAUACAGCAAACAAUGGAAGUCAAUUAAACGGAAAUAACCGUCAACAAUUACAAUCUCCCGUUGAUAUAUAUCUUCUUCAACAACAAUACCCUAUGCAAGGUCAAAUUGUUCAAAUAACGCCUAACACUCCACAAAACUUUUUACAAUUCACAUCCUUACCUAACUUUUACUAUACCGCAAACACAUCACCUAAACAAAUUUAUUACAAUGAAAAUAUAGAUCACAGAGCAAAUAACAAAGAUAAUUCUCAAAUUUCAAAUGAAAAUACAAUAAAUAAAUCGAUAGAUGAAGCGAAUGAUGAAAUUAUAGAAACUAAAGAAAACGGACCAGUUGUACGCGUCUUUAAAGAUCACAACUGUCCAAACGAUGAUAAUAAAGAAACACAUGUGAGUAAAUUACAAAAGACAUCAGAUAUAAUUGCACACGUACCUACUUAUAAGGAACAUAACGUUCACAGUAAUUUCGGAGUACGAGACAGACCAACAUAUCAACGUGAUUCCAAUUACAAUGUAAAUUCAAACGAUAGGAGUCAAAGGUUCUAUUACUCUACUGAAAUAAGCCAUCCCACGACAGACAAACCUAUUUCUUAUACAGCACAUGAAGGUAUUUCGAGGUUAGUAGCUUCGACACAGGAUUUGAUAUCAAAUGAAGAUCUUUUAAGAAUAAAUCACGCAGCCGAAAGAACAGUUAAUAGUCAUUCUGAUGAUAUCAUAAAACCUAAACGUCGUACUAAUUCAAGAACGUUAAACUUUAACUACUACCGCCCUGAAGAAAAUCCUAGAAAUAGAAUAACAGUGUCAGCCAAGUAUGGAAACAUUGAAGAAAGCAAGUUAAACCAACCACAAAUAGUUAGAGAACAAAAUUUUCAAACGGAAACUAAUGAAUAUAAGUUCGCUUCGCCAAUCGUUGUUGACGAUACCAAUUAUGGUAGUUAUAAGCAGCGAAUAGUGAACAAUUUGAUGUCAACAAUGGUACCAUAUAUCGAGAAUGGCUACGAAAUUAUUGAUGUCAGAAAUAAUAUCGGUGAGAACAAUACUUAUUCCGAAGAGAAUAAAUCCGACGAAGAUUUGGUUAAUAUAACGCCACGGCCAAUAAGUCAAAAGUACUUAGCACCAAUCACCGUUGCUUUAAGAUUGUUUAACUCAAAUGACACUAAUAUAUUUAACUCUGUUGAUGAUCAUGAAACUUCUGAUAGCGAAUUCAUUGAAAAUAAAGUUAAAAAUCCCCGACAAGAUAAAACGAUUGUGGAAAUACAAGAGUCAAUACCUGUAGAAAUUACUCAUAUAAAUGAGGUGGAAUAUCAUGAAUAUUUAGAUGAAGGGAGAAGCAAUCAAGAAAAUCCAUUGGGACUAGUAAAAUCUUUGUAUCAAAAAUAUUUAGACUCAUUGGACGCAUCAAGAAAUAAUCAAAAUACCUACCAAAAUACCAAUAGUCAACAAAAUGAUUACAAUGAAAACAAUAAUCAAGAAUCUCAAGAACCUUCAGAAUCUAGCGAGAAUAAGCCAACCGAAGUUCAAGAACAAGCGAGUUCGGAUAACAGAAAUUCAUAUGCAAAUUAUUACAACACAGAUAAUAAAAUCAUUCAACCGAUCAUUAUUGAAAAACAAGUACCGGUAACAACGUACGUAGACCGUUUUUUUGAAAAGAAAGUACCGUAUCCAGAACCGGUUGAGGUUGUUAAGCAAGUGCCAGUAGAUCGGCCGGUACCCGUGCCAGUGCAUUAUGAGACAAUAGUUGAGAAACCAGUAGAAGUAACUAGAUAUGUUGACAAACCUUUCCCUGUUGAAGUUUUAAAACCCUAUCCAGUUGAAGUCAGAGUGCCAUAUCCAGUGGAACACAAGGUUUAUGUGGAUCGUCCAGUACAUGUUCCGUAUCCAGUUGAGAAAGUUGUCGAAAAACAGUUAAUCCAUCAUAUACCUGUGCCAACUCCGAUUGGGAUUCCAGUCGGAAUCCAUGUUCCAGUUGAAAAAAAAGUAUUAUAUCCAGUAGCGGUUGAAACUCCAGUACCCGUUGCUAUUCCAAUUGAAAAACCUGUGCCGUAUGAGAAAAUUGUAGAAAAAGAGGUCCCAGUGCCCUAUCCCGUGGAGAAAAAAGUUCCGUAUCCUGUCAGGCAUGAAGUAAAGGUUCCAGUUCCGUAUCCGGUGGAGAAAAGGGUGCCGUAUCCCGUUGAAAAAAUUGUCGAAAAACCAGUAACUGUGACGAAAGUGGUUGAAAAGCACAUAAAAGUACCUGUACCUCAUCCAGUCCGAGUGGAAGUACCGAGACCUUAUCCAGUUGAUCGGAUAGUCGAAAAAAAGGUGCCUUAUCCUGUCCAUGUUGAUCGAAUCGUUGAAAGAAAAGUGCCAGUCCAAGUACCCUAUCCGGUAAAGACAGUUGUAGAGAAAAUCGUUGAAAAGCCAGUAGUUGUUACAAAGUACAUCGAUAAACCGUACCCUGUAGAAAAACGCGUCCCAUAUCCAGUUGAAAAAAUUGUAGAAAGAAAAGUUCCAUACUCUGUUCAUGUACCAGUGGAAGUCAAAGUACCUUAUGUUGUUGAAAGAAACACACAAAAACCGCCGGAACCUUACCAAUUCGAAAAAGUCGAACCAACAACACUUUAUAGUUACGGCAUCACUCAAGAAGCUCUUUCAAACGUAGCGAAUUAUUUAAGACAUCAGCAGGAACAAUAUAAGCAGCCCAUCCCAAAUUACUUAAAGAGUAACAUCGAUAAUUUCGGUACACAGCAACAAGCUGAAUCACAGCGAAAUUAUCAAAUACAACUCGCGAACGCUCAGCUUUUGAAAAAUCUCCAAAACGCAACACCCGUUCACUCAACGCACUGGAGUGAUCAAUACGCUUCAUCAUAUAACUAUUUGAAUUCUACCACCGAUUCUAAAAACCCUUCAAGGACUAACAGCAGAGAUAAUUUUAAAUAUUACGGUCCACCACCGCUGAAGAAUUACAAUAAUGAAUGGGAAAAUAACAAGGACUACUCAGAGAGGAUCAGAAGGACAGACAGAACACCCAAAAUGACAAACUUGAGGAUAGAAUACGGAGGGUUCAAGCCUCCGUUAAUUCCAAGCACAGAGGUUGAUUUAGACGGUGUGCCCAUUAAUAAAAAAGAAUAA